Molecule: messenger RNA, 3555 nt
Organism: Phytophthora infestans T30-4
Lineage: Eukaryota; Oomycota; Peronosporomycetes; Peronosporales; Peronosporaceae
Exons: 1
Coding region: 1-3555 (1184 amino acids)
Source: RefSeq, a predicted model, not a curated record
AUGGAGCGGGAUGACUCGGUCAACGCGCUGAGCGUCAUCGAGGAGGGCGACGAGCAAGACCUGAACGCGGAGGCCUUUGCAGACAUGGCCAUGAGCGGGAUGGACAUGAAUCUGGAGCUCAACACCAUGCAGAUCGACAGAAACGGCGCCGCCGUGCAGCCAUCAGAGACUCAAACAAAGCGCAGCGCCUACGAAGAGUUGAAAAAUGGCGCUGUCCAUUAUUCCAGACGAGAGGACAAGAUGCAGGUGCUGCAGGAGCACCCAGCGGUGGCGUCCGUGUCGACGGACGGGAGGUCCGUGGGCUGCAGAUGUGGACGCAGUGUGAGACUGAAUCCGCCGUGGUACAUUCUUAAGUUCGAGCAGCACGUGGCCAGUCGGAAUUGCACUUUUUUAAGACAAAGUAGGCCCAGAAAGAGAAAGAGAACGGAGGAUAAAGAGACAGGAGAAGCAGAGGAACAGCGAGAUACAGAUCAGCAAGAAACGCAGGGAGAUCAACAAGACGAAGACGAGGAAGACAGUGGAGUAUACUCGCUGCAGUCAGUGGACGCAAUAUUGCGGCGAGAGUUUGGAGUGAUAGAAAAUGGCCAGCGCCAGAUUAAGCCCCCUCCUGACGAUUCCCCCAACCUUCUUGCUAGGAUGUUCAAAGGAGCGAUGACAUUGCGCGAGAACCCUCAUUUUAAGCGGAUUACACCUGAUGGGAAGUUUGUGGAGUGCAAAUGCUCUCGAAUAGUACUUCUGGGCGCACCGUGGCAGCCUGGACACUUUCUAAUGCACGUCGCUGACAAGCAGAAGCCAAAGAAACGAGCAAAACCUGCUGCUACAGCUGUAGCGAGUGCAGAGUGGAAAAAUAAAAGAGUGCCCGCUACAGCGAGGACGAUGAUUUCACACGGUGUCCUCAUGAGACCGCCGACGUCCGCAAGUGCGCUGUUACAUGCAUACAAAAGCAAAAAGAGCUUCCCACGCGACAUCCGGUGGGACGUGGCUCGCGCUCGUGGUUUACUGCCGUGUCCAGGGCUGCGAGACGAACGUAUGAACACGUUUGUGACGUGGGCGAUCCAAUUGACUGGAGGGGCGCGACAUCGACAGAAAAUUGCUCGAGAACUCUUCCCUCAUCUCUUUCCCGACAACGCGGAGUACGAUCAUAGAGACGAAGCAGGGCAUGGAGAUUUGGGUUAUGUUAACACAACACAGAAGCGACAGCCGAAGCUCCAACAGCUUCUUGAAGCGGAGAAAUUGCUGCUGCACGAUGUAAUUGAGGGCGAGGCGCUGUGGUUCGUGGAUAAAGAUGGCAACUCAGUGCGCAGUCUGGACUGUCUCGGCGUCGUUGAAUCUAGCAAAGGGGUGGACCGAUGUCUGUCCUGUACUGCUCUCCGCAGUAACGUGGCUCUGAGAACAGCAGCAGCUGCGAAGUACAAGGUUGCAACACGUCCAGGACCGCCACGCAACCCGAUCAAUAGGAAAUUCUGUUCGGGACGCGUGUGCGCACUGCUCGAAGCUGAAUUCGACAUGCAAGAACCGUAUGCCAGAGUACUACGCGACUUGGCACUCGCUGAUAUCCCCAGUGCUUUGAAUACGUGGAUGGAGAUGGCUACAAUGGGUCUUUCAGGCGAUUUUGACUCGCAUUCAGCUCUACUUGGACUUAUAGAGGCGAUGGUACGAUUGAAAGACAAGGAGCAACGUGGCGUGGGAUUACAGAAUAUGACGUACAGUGAUCUUCUGGAUUCGUUUAUGCGCUCACUCGCUGAGUUAUCAUCAGAAGCGUGCGAGUUGUUCCAGCGGCAUUUAGGCGGGCGUAAGCAAAAACAAUUACUAGCGGCGACGUCAAGACCGAUCAAGCGUAAAGUUCAGCCCCCAACUGCCAGAACUGGCCAGGAACAACAGCCAGGUGACGUGCUGUAUGAUGGGGUUUCAAGUUCGGCUACUGUGCGUGCUGUUAGCGACGAUGGCUUUGCGCAUCUGCUGGAUCCUUCAGUCGUUGGACUCAGUAUGCCUCCUUUAUCUAUUGGCGACAUCCAAGACGUCGACCUGACGGCAUUUCCUACUUCUUCGGCAAUGCAAAACCACAGCAACGCUGUCCAAGGCGAGUCAGCCACGCCUUCAGCCACAGUAAGUGACUCAGCGAUUCCGUCAGAGGCUUAUCAGCUGUCAACAAUCCAGCCAGCUCGUCAGGAUACUGACAAGCGCAACGACACUAUUAUUGAUGCAGUCGCUGGCACUGAAAGGCAGAGUAACGAAGACAUUGCGGAGGAAUCAAAGGAGGAUGAAGAACAAAUGGAAAGUGACCCAGGUGCAGUGGCGUUCCUCUCCGAACUAACAUCUCGCGAAGGCAAGGCCAUCUGCUCCAGCGAUGAUGCAGUGAUGCCCACCGACCACGUGCCAUGCACUGGUCUACGUGAUGACAACGUGCAGGCCUAUGUGUCUAAUGCUGUCCAGGUAGUCGGAGGUAGUCGACCUCGGUAUGUCAUUGCUCGAGAGCUGUUCCCUCAGGUCUUCGGAAACGACAAGAAGGUUCGCAUCGUCGACAAGCUCAAUGAGGAACAGCGGCUAGUGCUACAAGAUGCAGUGUUUAGCGAGUGUCUUUGGCGUGUGGAUAAAGAAGGUCGCUGCGUUCGCAGUCUGCGUUGCAAGCGAUUCGUGCCAGUCACCGACAACCAAAACCGUGGGAAUACUCAGAGCCAAGGUGUAUGCCGGGCCUGUCGUGACCUGCGCACUGUGCCGAACUUCCGCAGUGUGCUUAGUCGCUCGAAGAUACCGAAGAAACUUGAGAACAUUAAGUACGUGCCCAGUGUGUACACGGAGAGCGAUCCUUUUCUGCGUAAACUAUCCAAGAACUCGGCAUUCCGCGGGCUUUACCAGACCGUCAAGCACAUGGUUUCUACGAGAUCUGGCAGCAAUGGCGAGGUGGAUGCGGAGCGAGUGAAGCAAGUGCAUUUCUGGCUGCGCUUUGCUCGCAUGGGAGUCUUUGGACACUUCAAGUCGCAUCCAGUUUUCGAAGGACUUAUGAAGAGUAUGGUGGAGAUGAAGGACAAGCAACGUCGUGGGGUUGGUAAGCAGAAUAUGCAGUACUCGAGAGCGCUGGAUGAGUUCAUGCAGAGCAUGGCGCAGAUAUCCACCGAGGCGUUUGAACUCUUCGCUGGCCAGUUCUGUGGCCGCACGCUGCGCUCCCAGAAGGUCAAGCGGCGAUCCACGAGCACAACGCUCGUUGUUCCAGCUCAGACGUCCAUUGCAGCUGAGUCUGCACCAGUUGAGACGAACGGCGCUGUGGAUCCUCCUCCGCAUCAGCCACUGUCUUCUCCGACGCAUCAACAUUAUCUCAUGCCACCAGAUGAUCUGCUCGAUGGACGGAGUUUAUCUUCAGAGGAAAGUCAACGAUUUAUGGAUCGCAUGCUGGACGAGGUGCGACUGUCAGUGAGCCGUGAGAUGUUCGAAGAAGAGCGUCGUCGCAGCGAUGGGAACUCUGGGGAUAUGGAGCGGACCAACGAUGAAGAGGACAGCAGUCGCUUGGGUCCUGAUACAUAUCUGGAUGAUGACGGAGUUCUUACUACAGAAAUUUAA